AUGGCGACGGCCUUCAGCACAGCCGACGCAGCUAUCAUUGAGCACCAAGUCGAGCUCAAUGAAGAUGCUGUUCAAGCUACGGCCCAUGAAUCUGGACGCAACAUUAUGGACUUAUACGAUGUUGAAGCUACAGCUCAGCGGCUCGUAAUGCAGCGUGGCUCCUCCAAUUUGAUUACACCGCCGCUGCAGCGCGUUGCUUUGCAAUUCCCUGAUGAGGCUUUGAUCGAUUCUGUGCCACUUUUUCAUGCGUUGAACCAGGCACUGAAAAAUCUUACAGAUACACCACCUUCAUUGUACAUCCUGGCUGACACAAGUUAUGGCAGUUGCUGCGUAGACGAGGUGGCUGCGGCGCACGUCCGAGCGGAUGCCAUUGUGCAUUAUGGCCAUACCUGCCUAAGCACUACAGCGACAUUGCCUGCAUUGUACGUCUUCCCAAAACGUGAUAUCGAUAUCGAAGCAGCCGUGCAAGGCCUCUUAGAGGCAGCUACACAGCUCCCGAUCUCUGAUCGACGUGCUGUUGUGCUGACAUACGAUGUCGCCUAUACACAUGCUGCACACCACAUUUACGAACGGUUGAAAUCACAAUGGACCUCGCCUAUUCCCCUUAUUUUGUCUACAAUCGAUACCGCUUUUAAUUUCGAUGCGCAUAUGGCGGCACGAGACAGCGGUGCCUCGUGUGCCAAGAGCGACUCUUCGCAAGCUUGUGCAUGCACUACCUCGUGUACACGGCGGCCAGCACCUGCCACGUCGUCAGAUUCCACAUGUGAACCUAUAUCCUCCCUACUACAUGCUCGGCAGAUUCCAUUGCCUAGCGAUACGCCCCUCUCUUCCACGGCCGUAUUGUACUUGGGCGGCGAAUCUGCCGCUCUGACGCAUCUUCUUCUCACGCUAGGGCCUACGUUCCCUGUAGCCUCGUACGAUCCAAAAAUGAAUGCGGCUCGUAUCGAGACAGGCAAAACGAAUCGUCUGCUGAUGCGUCGUUAUGCUACCAUCCAAAAGGCUCGCGACGCGUCCGUCAUCGGGCUGGUCAUCGGCACGCUAGGGAUUCAUUCGUACUUGCCUCUGUUAAAAGAGCUGCGUCGUAUUCUUACCUCGCCCAUUUCUAAGCGCAAAGUGUACACUAUCAGUGUUGGGAAACUCAACCCGGCCAAGCUGGCCAACUUUCAAGAAAUCGAUGCGUUUGUGCUGAUUGCCUGCCCGGAAAACUCUUUGCUGGAUACCCGCGACUUUAUGCAGCCCAUCGUUACGCCAUGGGAAAUGAUGUUGGCUGUACAGGCGCAUGGUGGUAGGGAAGUGGCAUGGACCGGUGCGUAUGUACUGGAUUUCAGCGAUGUCAUGUCGCAUACGGCUGAAAUGGAUGUGCACGCGUCUGACGACGCAAGCGAUGACGAGCGUCCUCAUUACUCGUUUGCCACCGGCGCAUAUGUUUCGCGCACACGCUAUGGAGAUACCCAUACCACCAAAGAUAGCGUGUCUGAGACGGAGGGCCACAGUGAUGCAGCGACUACCACAAGCCAGGCAUUGCAGCAGCUUUCUUUGGAGCCUCAUCAACUGACAGUACGUGAUCCUAUUUCGGGUCAACUCCAAAAAGUGCUCGAUAGUGCGUCCCUAGCGCAUCGUGCGCAGCGUACAUGGCACGGCCUUGAUCCUAACGAAGGCACAGGACAUGCUGCGAUCCUCGAGCAAGGCAAGGCAGGGUUUGCCCAAGCCUACCGUGAUGCGGACGGCACCGUGGAGGGUCAUCUUGCCCCCUCUGGACCUCCAUAG
Molecule: messenger RNA, 1767 nt
Organism: Malassezia pachydermatis
Lineage: Eukaryota; Fungi; Basidiomycota; Malasseziomycetes; Malasseziales; Malasseziaceae
Product: diphthamide biosynthesis protein
Exons: 1
Coding region: 1-1767 (588 amino acids)
Biological process (GO): protein histidyl modification to diphthamide
Molecular function (GO): 2-(3-amino-3-carboxypropyl)histidine synthase activity
Source: RefSeq, a predicted model, not a curated record